UUGUUCAGCGCACCUCUUCUGUUUUAUUGUCAUUUUCCGGAUCAGCUGCUCACCGAGAGGAAGAGCUUGUUCAAAAAACUCUACCGUAUUUUCAUUGAUAGCCUUGAAGGAUGGACCACAGCAAUGGCUGACAUAAUUUGUGUGAACAGCGAGUUCACUCGGGAAGUUGUUCGUAGGACAUUCCCUGGACUGGCCGCUCAUCAUCUUCACGUUCUCUAUCCCACAAUCAAUGUGCAGUUUUUUGAUAGCUCCACAACAGCCAGUUUAAAAGAACUGCCGCAAACAGCGCGUCAUAUAUUCUUGUCUAUAAAUCGGUUCGAAAGAAAGAAAAAUAUUGCGCUUGCUUUACAGGCUUUUGGUUUGCUGGAUAAUUUAGCGGAUGAAGAGAAGCUGGAAUUACUAAGGUGCGCAACGGCAGUACUCUACACGCCGAGCAACGAACAUUUUGGUAUUGUGCCAGUGGAGGCGAUGUACAUGAGGUGUUGUGUUAUUGCGCCGAAUAACGGCGGACCACGAGAAAGCAUUAUCGAUGGCGAAACUGGGUUUCUUGUAAAUGCGGAUGCGGAUUCGUUCGCAGAAAAGAUGUCUGUCCUUGUCACUGAUAAGCACAGAGCUCGAGCUAUGGGCGAUGCCGGCCGUGAAAGGGUUUUAUCCAUUUUUACAAUGGAAAGUUUUGCCAAGAAAUUGGAGUCUUUGAUGCAUACAGUAAUAACUAAAAGUGUCAGCAGUUAG
Gongylonema pulchrum is the source of this 732-nucleotide messenger RNA. The record is from the annotation of a GenBank genome assembly. Lineage: Eukaryota; Metazoa; Nematoda; Chromadorea; Rhabditida; Gongylonematidae.